AUGUCGUCAAGCUCUCGGACCGAGGAGGAGGACAGAGAUGUCCGACUACACGCUGAAGGAGGCAACGAGCCAAUUUGGUGGAAAUAUACUCUGGUUGCGGAGGUGCUGGUGGUAAUCUUCCUGCUCUCUUGCGCCUAUAUGGGAAGCACCAGGGAGUCGCAGCAGACACCAAUAACAUCCGGAUCGUCGGUAUCGCCAGUACCGCCACCUACCGCUCCUUCAUCGGCCGCCGGCACCAAUCUCAAUAUCAAUUCCAGACGGCAAGCGCUCACGCCGAACAUCGACAUCGCCUGUGGGCUCCACCUCCGGUGGUCCGCAGUUUCGCUGCAAGAGCCAUACCAGUUCACGCUAUACGAUAUUGUAGGCGUUUACGCCACUUGGGAGUCCAUGGGGUUUGAAGAUUUCACAGAUGCGGUAACGUUUGAAAGAGUUGUUUUAGACACCCUCACCCGAGCAGCCAGGUCCUCUGAGCAGCUGCCCCAAGACCAGAAGGGCUGCUCCUGUUUGGAGGAUGACUCCACCGCCAGCGAUGGGAACAUGAGUGGAGGAGGACAUUCCUGCCGCCCAACCCCGGAGUUUACGAUGCAUGAUUCCAAGUUUACCAUCCAGAUCUCCGCAGCAGACUUCCUCCUCGACAAGAAACGCAAAGCGUGGUACGACAGGUCUUUUGCGCCGCUCACCAAAGCGGGGACAACUUUCCAUCAGGUCUCUGAUCCGGAAUCUGCCUCUUCCACAUCCACAAUCCCGUGGGCUCUCCGCAGAGAAAAUCCGGACCUGGAGCGCAACACUGACCGCCAAAAAAGGAUUGAUGUUGCGGAUAUGAAGGCGGCGUGUGCAAAUAUUUGGGACAGGCUUAAUGAGGCUCUGCUCCUCAACGUUAGUGAAGUGUGA
Molecule: messenger RNA, 891 nt
Organism: Scedosporium apiospermum
Lineage: Eukaryota; Fungi; Ascomycota; Sordariomycetes; Microascales; Microascaceae
Exons: 2
Coding region: 1-891 (296 amino acids)
Source: RefSeq, a predicted model, not a curated record